AUGCCGUUGACGACGAAAAAUCAGAUGACCAUUGAAAAAAGCCCGGCAUAUUUCCAUAGCAAAACAGCAGCUGAGCGAAUACGAGCGUUGAAUCCGGCGAUGAAGAUCAUAAUCGUCGUAAGGGACCCAGUGAUGAGAGCGAUUUCGGACUACACUCAAUCAUCUUCGAAGCGUAAGAUGCUCGGACCAAUGCCCACAUUUGAAGACAUGGCCGUCGGCGACUGUGCGCCGUGGCUGAAGACAAACUGUUCCUCAAAAGUGGGCGGGGUCAACGUCGGAUGGGGAGCAAUUCGAAUUGGUCUUUAUCACAAGCAUAUGAAGAGAUGGCUGGACAACUUUCCAAUGGAGCAAAUUCAUAUCGUAGACGGCGAACGGCUUGUCACACAGCCGGCAUUGGAAGUCAGCCAAACGGAAAGUGUAAAAGCAGAGCAUUUUGGCGUCGAUCCAGUUAAGAAAUUCCCAUGUGUUCGCCGACCUAAUGGCAGUCUCCAUUGUCUGGGGAAGACGAAAGGCAGAAAACAUCCGUACGUACGUGCAGAAGUCCUUCAACGACUUCGUCGUUUCUAUGCCCCUGAAAAUCAGAAAUUCUUUCGAAUGAUUAAUCGAUCGCUUGCUUGG
Molecule: messenger RNA, 618 nt
Organism: Ostertagia ostertagi
Lineage: Eukaryota; Metazoa; Nematoda; Chromadorea; Rhabditida; Trichostrongylidae
Source: the annotation of a GenBank genome assembly